ACCUACGGGCAAGGGAAACAAUGUCAGUUUCGAGGGAAACACGGGCCCAAGUAGCGCACACACUCAAUCAACACAAGCCGUCCGUACGGGGCGCUGUUGUCCUCUCCAGAUCGUCGUGGUAUUGCGCGAGAGGGGCAGAUCAGUCCGUGUGUGUGCCUGUGUAUAUGUGUGCAGAGUAUACAGAGAGACAGCGCGUACAGCACGCACCACCGCCCUCCCUUCACCAUUCGUCGCGCGUUGCGUGCGAGGCGCUCUCUGUACGGCCCAGAAAAUUGGACCCGCUUAUCACGGCUUAUCAGUGGCCGCCUGUCCUCGUUCGGUGUGCCGUACCAUCAGUUUGACGGCGGGGAUCGCAGCAGAAAAAGGCACACAUUCGCGGCAUUCGAAGAAAAGCAGUUCCGCCCCCUCCAAACGGUCGCCGGGCGCGGGGCGCGCGGGCGGCAUCCAUCAUGAUGGCCUGACACUCCCCACAUACGAGCAGCACACUUUCCAUCGCUUCAGUUCCUCCCGAAACGACACCAGCCUCUCCCCCGCACACGUCCCUCCUGCAGCUGCUGCGGUCAGAAUUUUGCGAAGGAACCACGCCAUCGCAAAUUGCACCACGGUAGAAAACCUGAACUCCAAAGCAUCGCAACCAACGCCUCGAUACCUCUCGCUUCCCCGCACUCCUACCGCAGUUACCGUAAGAGCUGGACGGAAGACGCGACGCCGUGCACAACACUACACACCGCGGCUUUUGUGGAUAUUUUUGUUUCUGUGCAAGAAGCGGAGCAAGAGAGCGAGAGCGAGAGCGAAAUAGGGACGAAGCGCAUUAAAUUGCGUCGCGCGGGUGGAUGCGGCCGCCGUUCCGUUCCUCGACGGGGCGUACCAUAAACACAGCACUCUCUCACUGGUGCACCCUCGCGCGGCCGAGCUCGGGGUGCAAUAAAGGUGAAUGCGCGCGUGAAGGAAGCACAGAGGCAAGCGCAAGCGAGACACAGUACCGGCCGCCAGUGCCAGAGCGCCCAGCAUCGGCGAAAGAAUAUAUCGCGAAACCUGCUUGCCGCAGCCGUCAGUCUUGCUCGUGUCGUGUCGCCGGACAGUUCCGUUGCGUUUGAAGGUGUCAGGCCGCGGAUGACGCCGUAGGGACCCCGUUGUACCGAGGCGAAGUGUUGAGAUAAACCGUGUGUCGUGUAGGAGUUGGCGUCAUACCGCGUGCGGCGCCGGGGUGUGGUGACUCUUGUGGCUGACCGCGAGCGUCUGCCUAGGGCAGACCGGAGAGUCUCUAACCAAGUACUGUAGCAAUCAAACAAGCCAGUGCACAUGCAGCAGCAGCAUCGAGAGCGGCCGCUACAUCAGCAGUACAGGCCGGAGCAGGCACGUUCGGGUUUGACAGAUUCGGCAGCAGCAGCGCGGUUGUUACGAUGCGAAAGCUAAGCCUCAGCACCGGCGCAGGUAUGUCACGACAAUCGAAAAGUGUACCGCAGGCAAAGAAAGUGAUGCCACCGGCCGUCCCGGACAUGUACGGGAAGAUAGGGCUGAACAAUGGUGGUGGCAAUGGUGGCAGUGGUGGUGGUGGUCCACCGACGGCAGUGAUUUACGAUACGGGCGAUGGGGCGGGCCGAAACGGUGGCACGGCGGUAGUGGCCGGCACGGUCAUACUAGAGCAUCAUAUUCCUUCGCACGACGGGACAAACAGUGUCGGGAGCAAUAGUGCCGGCGGUGCCGCUUCCGGUACGGUGCCGCCGCCGGCCGGUGGGUCGGGAGUUUCCGUAGCAGCAGCAGCCGCCGCCGCUGCACCCUCCAGCUUGCUGCUACGGUGCGGUCCGGACGGUAUGGUCGAUUACGGCUUGGACGAUCAGGGUAUCGAUUUGACGCAGUCGCCCGGCCGGGACAGCCCGGUGUCGCUGUCCGGGUCGGCCGGGUCCGGAUCUCGGCACUCCACCGCCAGCCUGGACUCGGGGCGCGCCUCCUCCUAUCUUACCGGCGCCUCCAACUCGUCCAAUCGCAGCGUGAGCGGCGUGGGCAGCUAUGGCGUCCUGUCGUCGCCGCGCUGCUCGGUCAGCUCCUGCUCGAUCGGUUCCGGGUCGGUUGGGGGCGUUGCCGGUGGACCGGGCGCCAGUUGCAGCCACCGGCUGAGCAACCACUCGUCGAGCGGCAGCCGCACUGACCACGACGUCAUCUCGGAGUGGCUGAUGGAGAUACACUUCCACGAGUACACGUAUCUGUUUCUGGAGGCGGGCUACGAUCUGCCGACGAUAGCGCGCAUGACGCCGGAAGAUCUGACCGCGAUCGGCAUCCGCAAGCCGAACCACCGCGAGCGGCUGAAGCGGCACAUCGACGCGCUGAAGCUGCCGGACGCGCUACCCGGCUACGUGCCCGGCUCGAUCGACGAGUGGCUGCGGCUGCUGCGGCUCGAGGAGUACGUGCAGCCGCUGCUGGCGCAGGGCUACCAGACCGUCCACGACGUGACGCAGCUGACAUGGGAAGACCUGGAGGACAUCGGCAUCGUGAAGCUGGGCCACCAGAAGAAGAUUCUGCUCGCGAUCAAGCGCGUGAAGGACAUCAUCAGCGGCAAGAUGAUGGGCGGGCCGGCCGCCGGCAUGAUGGGCCUCGGCGUGGUUGGCGCCGGGCUGGGCGGCUAUGCCCUCUCGCCCACGAUUGCCCGCUCGCCGGCGGCCGCUGGUGGGGCGCAUGGCCGGGCGCUGCACCAUCACUACGACGACAUGAGCAUCGGCCUGCGGUCGGAUUCGUCCAAGCAGCACCAGCUGGGGGUGGGUGGCGGCGUCGGCACCGGCUCGUACAGUACCUUUCUCCGGCAGCAGACGGUGCCGGCACCGCCGCCCCCAUCGGCCCUCGCCGCCCACCAGAUGAUAACGUAUCCGCACGUCCACUUCGACGGUACGCAGGCGAUCUAUCGGCGCAGCUCGUACGACGAUAGCGACAUUACGCCCACGAACGAGAAGUCGUCCGCGCUGCUGGCGCUGUCGGAAGACCAUCAUCACUUUGCGGCCCAGCAGGCCGGCGCCGUAACAGCAGGACAGCAGCAGCAGCCGCCGGUCUGGACAUUGCAGCAGCAGCAACAGUUCGUUCACCAGCAGAUCGUGCAGCUGCAGCAGCAACAGCAGCAGCAGUACUUCCAAGGGGGCGGCACGCUUCCGCGCCAGCAUCAGCGCAACAACUACGGCGUCCGGCUAGCACUGCUGAGCGGACCGGGCAGCAAUGGCGGGGUGGCGGGCCGCACCGCUGGUGCCACCGUCGGCGGCCGGCCGAUUGCGAAGAUCGUCGCCAACAACUUGAAGCUUCCGUCGCCAGCGCUCGAGGGUGGUGGGGUGGCCGCACCGGGCGAUGCUUGCGAUACGGUAGUCAGCGACCGCUACCAGCUGGGCGAGACCGUAUGCGAGCGUGUGCCGAUUGCGGGCAAGCCAGGCGACCAGCACGCCGCCGGCCAGCACGAGCAGCAGCAGGAGCGGGGGCAGUAA
Anopheles merus is the source of this 3461-nucleotide messenger RNA. RefSeq lists its product as uncharacterized. The record is from RefSeq and is a predicted model, not a curated record. Bases 1404 to 3461 code for a protein of 685 amino acids. Lineage: Eukaryota; Metazoa; Arthropoda; Insecta; Diptera; Culicidae. Gene Ontology annotation, biological process: cell surface receptor protein tyrosine phosphatase signaling pathway; axonogenesis. Gene Ontology annotation, cellular component: axon; focal adhesion. Gene Ontology annotation, molecular function: signaling adaptor activity; protein phosphatase binding. The transcript is spliced from 4 exons.